AUGUCAAGUGUCCCGCAAUGCAUGGCGACAUUGGCGACGCUUUAUUGUAAAGUGACCCUAGACCGGCUAAGUAAAUGUCAAAACAGUCGAGAAAUUCUUAGGGGAGACAUGCGCAAUGGAGGUGCGAUCAAUGCACCCCGGCGGAGUGCGCGCGCCACCCUCGCUCCACCGCGACACGGCUAUCUACGCAGUUCCACACAAAAAACACCUUCUGUAAAACCGAGCUCGCUCAACGGAUCGCCCUUGAGUGAAAACUUCCGU
This is a messenger RNA of Brenthis ino (lesser marbled fritillary), 261 nucleotides long. The record is from the annotation of a GenBank genome assembly. Lineage: Eukaryota; Metazoa; Arthropoda; Insecta; Lepidoptera; Nymphalidae.